CGCCCAUCGAAACAACUGCAGCACAGGAUGCAUUUCCUGGCUCUCAUUUGUGCGCUUGUGGCGGUCUCUGUCACCUGGGCUCGGCCUCACAACCCUCAUGACUCCUCAGAGAUGAUAAACCUUAUUAAAAAAGCCAACACCACCUGGACGGCUGGGGAGAACUUCCAUAAUAUUGAUAUCAGCUAUGUGAAAGGACUGUGUGGGACCAUACUGAAUGGACCAAAACUGCCAGAGGUGGUUCACGAUACAGAAGGAAUAAAGCUGCCAGACAGCUUCGACCCGCGCCAGCAGUGGCCCAACUGUCCUACAAUCAAACAGAUCAGAGACCAGGGAUCCUGUGGGUCCUGCUGGGCCUUUGGGGCAGUUGAGGCCAUAUCUGACAGGAUAUGUAUCCACAGCGGAGGUAAGAUCUCUUUGGAGAUCUCUGCUGAAGAUCUGCUGUCCUGCUGCGAUGAAUGUGGCAUGGGCUGUUUUGGUGGUUAUCCCUCCGCUGCUUGGGAGUUCUGGGCAAAGAAAGGGCUCGUGACAGGAGGCCUGUAUGGCUCCAAUGUCGGCUGCCGACCCUACACCAUCGCUCCCUGUGAGCAUCACGUGAAUGGGACUCGUCCUCCGUGUCAGGGAGAAGAGGAGACUCCAAAGUGUGUGGAGCAGUGCAUCAAUGGAUACUCGCCAUCCUAUCCGAAAGACAAACACUUUGGUAGACGCACAUACAGCGUCCCAUCCAAACAGGAGCAGAUCAUGACCGAGCUGUAUAAGAACGGGCCUGUGGAAGCAGCUUUCUCUGUAUAUGCAGAUUUUCUGCUGUACAAGACCGGAGUGUACCAGCAUGUGACAGGAGAGAUGCUGGGCGGUCAUGCCAUUAAGAUCCUCGGCUGGGGAGAAGAGAAUGGGACGCCCUACUGGCUGGCUGCAAACUCCUGGAACAGUGACUGGGGAGAUAAAGGUUUCUUUAAGAUCAAGCGUGGAAACGAUGAGUGUGGCAUUGAGUCAGAGGUGGUUACAGGAAUCCCUCACAACUAGAUCAAAUGAGUCCUGGCUGCAAACAGUCUUCAAAGUCAAUCAAAAAAGAUUAAAAAGACAUUAUUUUGUAAGAGACUUCAUGUA
Molecule: messenger RNA, 1104 nt
Organism: Plectropomus leopardus (leopard coralgrouper)
Lineage: Eukaryota; Metazoa; Chordata; Actinopteri; Perciformes; Serranidae
Gene: ctsbb
Product: cathepsin Bb
Biological process (GO): regulation of catalytic activity; proteolysis
Molecular function (GO): cysteine-type endopeptidase activity
Source: RefSeq, a predicted model, not a curated record